GCAUGAGAGAGAGAGAGGGAGAAAGAAAGAGAGAGAGAGAGAGAGAGAGAGAGAGAGAGAGAGAAAGCAGAGAGAGACAGGGAGCGCAUCAAGUCACCAGGACAGGCUCCAGCUCCACACACUGAAAAGGUACAACUACAAGCACAAGGAGGCUUUAUCCUACUAAAAUCAUGGACGGGACCAAGCCUGUGAUGGAGUCCAGCGCGGAGGAGCCCCAGGAUGAGGGCCAGGAGAGCAAAGGAUGCUUCGAGUGCUGCAUCAAGUGUCUGGGCGGGGUGCCCUACGCCUCUCUGGUGGCCACCAUCCUCUGCUUCUCAGGUGUGGCUCUGUUCUGCGGCUGUGGCCACGUGGCGCUGACCGGCACCCUGACCAUGCUGGAGAACCACUUCUCCAGGGUCACCACUGACCACGCCACCCUCACCAUGGUGAUCCAGAUCUUUCAGUACAUCAUUUAUGGCAUCGCCUCGUUCUUCUUGGUCUACGCCAUCGUCCUGUUGGGUGAGGGCUUCUACACCACUAGCGCCAUCAAGAAGGAGCUGCAGAGCGACUUCAAGACGACAGUCUGCGGACGCUGCAUCACUGCCUUCUUCAUGUUCCUGACCUACAUCUUCGCUCUGGCCUUCCUCGCCAUCUUCUGCUUCACAGCCAUCCCAGUUUUCCUGUUCUUUAACAUGUGGACUACUUGUGCUGCCAUGAAGUCUCCUGAGUCCAACAUCACGUCUCCUGACUCCAUCUGUGUGGAUGUCAGGCAGUACGGUGUUAUCCCCUUGAACGCCACACCUGGAAAAGCUUGCGGAGCCACACUGGUGGAUAUUUGUAGCACCAGCGAGUUCUACCUGUCCUACCACCUUUACAUCGUGGCGUUGGCUGGCGCCGGAGCCACUGUCAUCGCCUUGAUUCACUACCUGAUGAUCUUGGCAGCCAACUGGGGCUAUCUGAAGAGUGCAGCUUCCACGCACGAUUACCAAGACAUCAAGACCAAGGAUGACCAGGACCUGGAGGCCGAGGCGCGCUCCAAGGAGGGCCAGAACUCCUCCUCCUACUCAUAAGGACAGGAGCUCCUCUCCCGCCAUUGCCCAUUUCCUCUCCACACCUCAACCCCCAUCCCGCAACAUCCAGCGCCCGUUCCUCACUCCGAUAAAAACAAACCACCUCGGUCGUGUUUGAUAGUCCGCCAGACUCCUGAUUCUCCAUCCUCUUCCGCCUCCGCGACGCCUCUGAUGCUCAGAGUUGCGGGUGGGUGCUUACGCCCGCGGGGCAGAGAAUAGAGGGUCAGGAGAAGCAGCAGGCUUCGACGGAGGCAGAUGCUUCAGAACGGGAGCGCUCGCCCGCCCCGCCGGGGUCGAGCUCCAGUACGGUACAAUCGGUUCAGAAGCGUCUCCUCCCCGUGCUUUUGGGCGGCGGCUCGUGAACGUGGCCCAGCUGUGAUGGCCUCGCGCCCUGAGCCAGCACAGCCUCAACACAGCUCCGAAAAAAAGCCUAAAAAAAUAUACAAAAAAAACACAUUUCUCACGUCUGCUUCAGCCACUGGGAAGCCAGGCAGCGACCAGCUUCCUUCGUUUUUUUUUGGUGUUUUAUAUGCAUAUAUAUAUGAAUAUGAAUAUAUUGUGCGAAUGUGUAUGAAUGUUGAUGUUUCUUUUUUUAAAUACUCUCUGAAAGGUUAGCCAGGUACCAUUUUGAUCUUUUCUUCUAUGUUUUUGGGCUCAAUGGAUUUUUUCCCCCUUCCUUUACUUUUCUCUCCAUCUCCAACUUGUUUUUGCUGAUGCUCGAUACAUUGCACUAUUUCAGAAACAAAACGCUGAGGGAGAAACUUAAAAAAGCAAACUACCCCAACCCUCUCUCUCUCAAAUAUAUAGUUUAUUUAACUGCCAAAUCAAUUAAAGACCAGAGGGGUAGCAAACCUAUAAAGGACAAGUUUAGGAAGAAAUGUGGUUUAGAUUACAAGAGAAUCCAGAAGAACCAGACUAAUUCUUGGUAUCAAGACAGAAACAGUUAGGACGCCUGGCCAGGCUGGGUUUAGAUGGUUUUACAUUGAUACAUUUAUAAAACCAUAGCAGGAACUCUCUACCGUACAGUCGUGAGAUUGCCACCUCAUCCAAAUCCCUGCCAGGAGAUAAACAACCUCGCCAACGUGUUCCUUUAAGAGACCUUUGUGGUUUUUGCUCCAUCCAUCACCAGCGGCAGCAGAAGACGAUUACGGCCGGGUCUUAAGAGACACAACACCUCAGGUAUCAAACCAAAUCGGCUUUGUGUUCUUUUCCAAAGCUUCACCCAUUCAACUCUUACCAGAUUAGUAAACUGUCCUGUGUGAAUUAUAGAAUUAAUACCUGCUUUACUGGUUCUUCCUUUUGAGAAUGAUGUUCACCUGUAAAUAGCUAAAUCUCGCUAACAGAUUGAUCUCCACUUCUCCCCAAAAAAGGGAGAACACAAUCAGUGUUUUGCCAUGCUCUAUUUUUUUCCACCACAAAUAUAUGUAAAUGUAACCUUUGAGAAGUGUGUUUAGCCCUCAAAUACUAGUUCAUUUGAUAUAAUUGUAACGUAACAUCUUAAAUGAUAAUGUCGUGAGAAGGAUUCAGUGCAGUCAUGAUAUGAUGGAUUGGGGUGAUCGUGACGUAAACAUUUAAAAAGAAAAAAAAAAGAUGAGAUUCGAUUUUUUUAUGUUUUAGGCAGCUGGGUUUUUUUUUUCUUCUUGUGAUUCAGUAAUAAUUAUUUCAUUGAACAUGUUUGUUGCUUAUUUUUUCCAGCCAAAUGAGUGACUCGGGACCAAAAGUCACUUUUUUUUCCCUUAAAUUUUUAACGUCAUGCCUCUCAUACAAGCCACAAAGACUGUUUUGGAUGUUUACACUGAAUAAGACAAGUCAGGAAUUUUCAUACAUUAAUUUUAUAACCAGAUAUUGUUUAACAAUCAUGAACUAUCUUCUGUAUCAAGCAUCACUGGUUGGUUAGCCUGCAAAAAAAAAGGAAAAAAAAAGAAAAAAAUACCACAAAAAAAAAACUAAUUUUGGUACAACGAUGAGAUCAAGCAUGUCGGUAUCGUCCAUGUGUGCAGCUGUCUAUUCUGUAUAAAAAAGGACUAUAUUGCCGUGUGUUCUGUUUGAUAAAUAUACGUGCUUUGCCGCCAGGUUGAUGUAAAAGGCAAAAUUCAAUUUCCUAUAAGACGAUGAUGCGUGUCAGGGUGUUGUUGUUUCCUCGUUACUUGCAUGAAGGAGACAUGACUAUGUCUUCGCAGUUUUCAGGUGAUGUGUCGUCAUUUGUACCGACAACUAUGGUAGGCGGUGUUCCCCCCCCACCCCCUUCCCCGGCCCUUCCCCUCCUCUUUUCUAAUGAAAACUCCAUUGUACUUCGAUGGCAUUGUAGUCCCUGUAGGUGUUUCAUUAUGGUUUUAUUUUUUAAGUUGGAAAUAGUUCUAUGACUCCUAUAUAGUGAUGAUUUUUGUAACCUUCUCUAGUAAAACAGAUAUUUUUUAUUAUCGUGA
Molecule: messenger RNA, 3475 nt
Organism: Cololabis saira (Pacific saury)
Lineage: Eukaryota; Metazoa; Chordata; Actinopteri; Beloniformes; Belonidae
Product: neuronal membrane glycoprotein M6-b-like
Exons: 7
Coding region: 171-1049 (292 amino acids)
Biological process (GO): central nervous system myelination; axon development
Cellular component (GO): myelin sheath; plasma membrane
Molecular function (GO): structural constituent of myelin sheath
Source: RefSeq, a predicted model, not a curated record